GCGGCGCCGGCCGACCCGGACGCCUGCAGCAGGGCUCUGGAUCUGUCCCCAGGAGGAACAGGAGCUGAGAGAGUCCAGGAACCCGGGACGGCCACGCGCCCAUCCGAGUUCCAGAAGCUCAGCCCUCAGAUUCAGGAACCCCGAGGCCUCUGGACUCCAGAACCGGGGCCCAGGAGAACUCCAGAACCCGGGUCCGCAGCUCCAGGAACUCUGGCUGCAGGCGCUCAGGCCCCGCCCCUCCGCAGGACGCWGAAAACGUCCCCUGGUGUCCCCUGAGGAGGGGCCCCGGCCUGUGCCCUCGAGAGCCCUGGAGACGGUGUGCCUCCCCAGUGCCGGCCGACCGCCUGCAGCCUGCACCUGAUGGGGUGGUGACGGGRCUCCAGCGCCAUGUGGUCCAACAGCAGUGUCCUGGGGCCCUGCUUCCGCCCCACAAAUGCCACGCCCGAGGAGCGUCGCCUGGUGGCCUCUCCCUGGUUCGCGGCCUCCUUCUGCGCCGUGGGCCUGGCCUCCAACCUGCUGGCGCUGAGCGUGCUGGCCGGCGCGCGGCAGGGCAGCUGCUGCCCGCGGUCCCCCUUCCUCACCCUGCUGGGCGGCCUGGUCCUCACCGACUUCCUGGGGCUUCUGGUCACUGGGGUCCUGGUGGUGUCCCGGCACGCCGCGCUCUUCGACUGGCGCACGGCGGACCCCGGCUGCGGCCUCUGCCACUUCAUGGGCGUGGCCAUGGUCUUCUUUGGCCUGUGUCCCUUGUUGCUGGGGGCCGCCAUGGCCUCUGAGCGCUACCUGGGCAUCACCCGGCCCUUCUCCCGCUCGGCGGCCGCCUCGCAGCGCCGCGCCUGGGCCACCGUGGGGCUGGUGUGGGCGGCGGCGCUGGCGCUGGGGCUGCUGCCCCUGCUGGGCGUGGGCCACUACACCGUGCAGUACCCCGGCUCCUGGUGCUUCCUCACGCUGGGGCCACAGCUCGGCGACGCGGCCUUCGGGCUGCUGUUCGCGCUCCUCGGCGGCCUGUCGGUCGGGCUGUCCUUCGUGCUCAACACCAUCAGCGUGGCCACCCUGUGCCACGUCUACCACGGGCAGGAGGCCGCCCAGCAGCGCCCGCGCGACUGCGAGGUGGAGAUGAUGGUCCAGCUCCUGGGCAUCAUGCUGGUGGCCAGCGUCUGCUGGAUGCCGCUGCUGGUCUUCAUCGCCCAGACGGUGCUGCAGAACCCGCCAGCCAUGAGCCCGGCCGGGCAGCUGUCCCGGGCCACGGAGCAGCAGCUGCUCAUCUACCUGCGCGUGGCCACCUGGAACCAGAUCCUGGACCCCUGGGUGUACAUCCUGUUCCGCCGCGCAGUGCUGCGCCGCCUGCACCCGCGCCUCAGCGCCCGGCCCAGGUCCCUCUCCCUGCGGCCGCCGCCGGCCCAGGGCGCCAGGCUGCAGUAGGGCCAGGAAGGACCGGCCCCCAUAAUCCCGUCCCCUGUCACCUGGCACCCGCCUGUCCCCACGGCCCAGGAGCUGGGGCUCUGAGUGGACCGCGGACCAGAGCCGCGGGAGCAGGGGCCGCCCUCUCUGAGGUCCCCUUCUCCCCAGCCGCGGACCCUGCUGCGCCCCAGGAGGAGCCAGGAGCAAGGCUGGGGGAGCUCAGAACGCGGGGCUCCCCUUCCCGAAACCCCGCGGAGGUGCGGGAAGCCGCGGCCGAGGACCUGGACGCUGGGGAGCCGGGGGCUCCCUCCGAACCCCGCCUGAGGAGGCUCUGCCUGGGGUGU
Molecule: messenger RNA, 1742 nt
Organism: Urocitellus parryii (Arctic ground squirrel)
Lineage: Eukaryota; Metazoa; Chordata; Mammalia; Rodentia; Sciuridae
Gene: Tbxa2r
Product: thromboxane A2 receptor
Biological process (GO): positive regulation of blood pressure; adenylate cyclase-activating G protein-coupled receptor signaling pathway; positive regulation of vasoconstriction
Cellular component (GO): plasma membrane
Molecular function (GO): thromboxane receptor activity
Source: RefSeq, a predicted model, not a curated record